UCCCUGAGAGAUCAGAGUUGGGAAAGGAUCAGCUGAUCAGAGCUGCCACACCAAGGUAUACAAUUGACAUUCACACUGAAUGCUUUUUAACUCCUGUUUCAAAACAAGUUUUUUGGGAUCAAAGCCUUGGAGCAAAGGACCUAAACCCCAGCAGCCCAAACAGGUUUUGUACUUCCUGAACUGUGAUGAGGAGAUACUAAGCCCUAUUGAUCUAUAUAAUCCCAUUCUUCCUCCAACUCCCGUGGGUUAGGGAUGGAGCUGAAAGUCUGGGUUGAUGGGGUACAACGCGUGGUCUGCGGAGUGUCUGAACAGACGUCCUGUCAAGAUGUGGUCAUUGCGCUGGCGCAGGCCAUUGGUCAAACAGGACGCUACAUCCUCAUUCAGACUUUCCGGGAUAAGGAAAGGCAACUUCUGCCUCAUGAGAAACCUCUGGAGUUUCUUGCCAAAAGUGGACAAUAUGCCAAUGAUGUCCAGUUUAUCUUGAGACGUACAGGGCCCAGUUUGACUGAGCGACCAGCAUCUGAUACUACCCCUCUUCCCCCAGAGAGGACUUUUGUCCGAUCCAGUCUACCUCUGAAUCCCAGGACUGUUACUACAGAUGCCACACGGUCAAAGGAGCCCAAAAAAUCCCUGACUUUUAAUCUAGGAUCCACGAGCUCUAGUGAAGUUCUAACCAAACACAGGCAAAAGCAGCAUAAUGGUGUGGCAAAUAAAGAAGGAGCUCCUGCAAAACAACCUAGCAAAGAGGAGAUAUUUAAAAUGGUGCUACGUCAACAGGAGCAGCUAAAUUCCUUGGAGAUGCAAAAUGACUCUUUGGGUAAAGAUAUCCAAACAUGGGAACGAGGGAGGGCAGGGGGGCCUUUAGAAGAGGAAGAGGAUGAGGUAGCUUUUUUGGAAAGGCUAAUCCGUCGCAAUGAGGCCGAGCUAGGAGAGGAGCGGUUUUGGCUUGAUGAACUACAAAGGGAAAGACUAGAGGAACAAGAGAGGCAGGAACGAGUAAGAAAAUUGAGAGUCACAAUGGAGGAAUAUACACAGAAAAUUCAAGAGCUUAGUGAAAAGACUGAGACUCUUGAACUAGAAAUUCAAAGAGAGGCAUCUAAGAGGGUUUCAGGAGAACCAAGUCAGGCUGAACUUGAUGAAAUGGUGACCAAAAUGAGAAAGGAACUGGAUGCUAAAAAUGGUCAGGGUCAUCAGUUGGAGAGCAACCUGGCCAAUGUGGAGUGGGCAUGUGAGGAGGCAAUGAGGAACCUCCAGGUGAGGAACCAAGAGUUGGAGGAGCUGAACAAAGAUCUCAGGCAGUGUAACCUACAGCAAUUCAUUCUUCAGACAGGAUCGACAGUAACCAAUGGUCAGCUACGGUCUGAUGAAGAAUCCUUUCCUGAUCCUACUGACUUGCAAAGUUCAAGACACCACAAGAGCAGAGGUCCAACAGACUCUCCCCCUCAGAACACAGCCAAGCAUGUACUCAGCCAUUCCCGGAAUGUGAAGAACACGCUGGUGUCCAGUAUGAAGCCUGAGGUUCUAUCUUCUCGAGAAACAUCCUGGACCUAAAUAACCCCCCCCUUUUUUUUUUUUACAUAAAAACAGAAAAUCCUCAUCAUGAAAUUCUACAUUAUGUUUAAACUCUAAAACUAUAUAAAUUACUGUAAUUCCAUAUAAAGUAUAUAUUAUAAGUGUAUAUAUUAUAAAUUGUCUAUAUUGUUUUUAUGAAUAUCUAAAUAUACAAUUUCGUUUUUAUAUAUAUAUUUGGGGUAUAUUCCCAGAAAAAAAUGCUGUGCAAUUUUUUUUUCCCCAUGUGGGGAAUAUUAAUUGAAUAAAAAAAUGCUGCUCUGUG
Bombina bombina (fire-bellied toad) is the source of this 1834-nucleotide messenger RNA. RefSeq names its product Ras association domain family member 7 (gene RASSF7). The record is from RefSeq and is a predicted model, not a curated record. Gene Ontology annotation, biological process: signal transduction. NCBI's taxonomy places the organism in Eukaryota, Metazoa, Chordata, Amphibia, Anura, Bombinatoridae. The transcript is spliced from 6 exons. The coding region runs from base 253 to 1551 and encodes 432 amino acids.